Molecule: messenger RNA, 582 nt
Organism: Solanum stenotomum
Lineage: Eukaryota; Viridiplantae; Streptophyta; Magnoliopsida; Solanales; Solanaceae
Product: RING-H2 finger protein ATL11-like
Exons: 1
Coding region: 1-582 (193 amino acids)
Cellular component (GO): nucleus
Molecular function (GO): ubiquitin protein ligase activity
Source: RefSeq, a predicted model, not a curated record
AUGAGUAACUCUUAUUAUGAUCAAUGUUCGCAAUAUACGUCUGUCUAUAGGCGUAGUGUUGGAAUUACAACUAGGCUAUCCCCCUAUGAUCGUUCUUCGUCUGUAUAUCGGCUUGGUGCUAGAAUAACAACUAGGCAAUCCACCUUCGUUUUGGGAUUACAAGCCACAAUUACUCCACACAACUAUCAAUCGGUGCCUCAUAAUGUCGGGAUUACAAUAGCUAACGUGAGUAGUCGUGAUUUAGUGGAAAGACUCUUAAGGCGGCAGGAUGUAGAAGACAAUUUGAAUGGCGGAUCAUCACAAAAUUGGGGCGAUUCUCAAGCAGCAAGUGAACUGUUUGAUGAUCAAGAGGAGGAUGCUAUAUUCUUCGGGUAUUUUAAAACAAGAAUUCAUCGUGUUGUUGAAGGAGUAAAUAAUCAGACAGAAACUAAAGAGAUUUGUACCAUAUGUCAAGCGGAAUUUGAGCAUGAAGAGUCCAUUGGGACACUGAAGUGCGGACACGAAUAUCAUACAGGCUGCAUCAAACAAUGGUUGCUGAGGAAAAAAGAUUGUCCCAUGUGUCGAGCUUCUGUUUUGCCCUGA